Molecule: messenger RNA, 1284 nt
Organism: Stegastes partitus (bicolor damselfish)
Lineage: Eukaryota; Metazoa; Chordata; Actinopteri; Pomacentridae
Gene: cd8b
Product: cd8 beta
Exons: 7
Coding region: 81-707 (208 amino acids)
Biological process (GO): regulation of immune response
Cellular component (GO): cell surface
Molecular function (GO): MHC class I protein binding; coreceptor activity
Source: RefSeq, a predicted model, not a curated record
GUUAGCAGGAAAAGAAAGUAUCAGCAGCUGCCACUCCAGACACACACACACACACGCUCACACACUGGCGAGCCGACAAAAUGAUCCUGCUGCUGGCAUGGACCCUGUUGACAGCAUCACUUUGGAGAUCUGGUUCCAGCCAGAUCCUACGAGAAGAACCCACCAGCGUUCGUUACCCGGCGCUCAACAGUAAUGAGAAUAUUGAGUGUGACUGUGUCGACAGCUACUGUGACCUUGUCUACUGGUUCCGCAGUAAUGUCAACACCGGCAAAGUGGAGUACCUUGGCAAAUGCAACAACGCUGACCGAGUCACUUAUGGGGAUGUGGAUGAAGCUCGGUUUAAAAUCCAGAAGAGGGGCAGUAUGUCAUUUGUACUGCGUAUCACUGGUGUGACAGAAGCAGACGCAGGGAUUUAUUCUUGCAUCCUAAAGGACAAGAGCCAAAAUGACUUGUGGAAGCCGGGGGUUCUUCUUCGACCAGGAGUGACACCUCCACCUCCAACAUCACCGACCAAGACAAAACCCAAACCGUCAAUCUGUCGCUGCUCUGGCAAGAACCCUCCACUGGUCUGUGGCUCGGCGAUCUUGUGGCCGCUGGUUGGACUUGUUGCCGGUUUGACUUUGGCUCUCAUCUGCACUCUCUACUACUUCAGCCGGCUACCGAAAAAAUGUCGCCACCACUUUGUGAAGAAGAGGCAGAUGACUUAAAGCGCUGCAGCUGCAUCUUCUAUCCAUCUCAAACGGCUGAAGCGCGUCGAUCUACUGAUCCGUCCGGUGGAGCGUAAAGGACGACGAUCAACUCCCCGAAGAGUCACUCUGCUACCAACAACAUGUCGUGUUUAUUUACAGUGAAAUGUGCCUUCAGCCAGAGAAGAGAUUUAAGAGCAGCAGCCAUGUAAGAUAUUGUGAUAUUUGUUGUAUAUUUUAUAAGACGGAGCUCCACAAAGUUCAACCUCUGCUGUAACUUUUUUGUCUAUAAUGUGUCAUGAAUCUGAUUUAUCAAGAUGAUUUUUCAGAUUCUUUUUAAGUCAGGACAAAACAGCUUUUUUCCCCUAAAUCUUAUGCAAAUGUGUCGUAUUGUAAAUCAAUUCAUUUACGUACCAGCAUCACAAGGAUUAAGAUACAGUAUUUGCUCUUUUUUUUUCUUUUUUUUUGGCUCUUUUCUGUAUUUAUUUGCAUUUUCGUCUUUGACCUUAUUGCUGUAUGUAUACAUCUAUCUCAAAGAAGGAUGCUCUGUCAUUUUUUCUGUGAGUCAUCAAUAAAAACUGUAUAUUUCCAAUCAUCA